UCGUUUCCUUUGACGGCUGGAACACGGAGUGGAAUCGCUGCGUCUGUGAUCCACGAGAGAUCAGAGAUCGAACAUUGCCUGAUCGGAAAAGAAAGCGAAGAAACCUUCCCCUUCGGUAAUACAACUGGACCUGACGAGACUGAUUUGCCCCACUGCCCAGCUUGUGGUCCAACCCACAUGACUGGGAGAUCUGUCCAGGAUGGUCUCCCCAGCACAAGCACAAGUGCAAGAGGAUCAGAAGAUGAUAUGCCUCUAAAUGGCAGCAAUUCUUCAUUCAGUAAAAGUGAACCAGAUGAAUGUAACAUAGUGGAGGAUGAAAGGCCAGGCGUUGAGGCUAACAAGAAGAUCAACAAAGGGGGCAGUGGAAUGAAUCAGAUGGAUAAUGCCGUAGCAGACCUAAAAAGUGCCAACGAUAAUGAUUCAAAUGCAGAUCAGGCUAAAGUGACUGCCACUGGGCGAUCUUUUAAAGUCGCAGACAUUCCAAUUAAAGUGAAGAGUAAAAUCUGUCUUAAACUUAAUGUAGAAGAUAAUUAUUAUUUUAAUGAUUAUCGCUUACUUGGAGAGAAAAUGGGAUAUGAUCAAGAUGUAAUAAAAAAUUUAAAACGGUCAGCACAUCCUACCCAUGAUCUUCUUGACAUGUGGUCUGUUAAGCGUGAGGCAACUGUGGAGAAGCUCAUAGAGUUUCUUAGAGAGGAUGAUAUGGAUAGAGAUGAUGUUGCAACCAUUCUUGAAGACUGGUUGAAAAAAGAGAUUUCAAAUACUUGAGGUAUUGACAAAUUUUAUUAUUUUUGCUUAGGGGUUUUUGUUUUUCUCUUAGAAAAAGCUAUGUUCAUUUAAUAGUGUUUUACAUUACGUUAAAAUAGAUAUUAAAAUCCUUUUUGUUUUUAUUUGUCAA
Pocillopora damicornis (cauliflower coral) is the source of this 895-nucleotide messenger RNA. RefSeq lists its product as uncharacterized. Gene Ontology annotation, biological process: signal transduction. The record is from RefSeq and is a predicted model, not a curated record. NCBI's taxonomy places the organism in Eukaryota, Metazoa, Cnidaria, Anthozoa, Scleractinia, Pocilloporidae. Gene Ontology annotation, molecular function: protein binding.